AGAAAAUAAAAUUUAAAAAUAUUAAAGUAAAGACUACUAAUUUUAUUAUAUGUGAAAAUUGAUUGCUUAUCCUCAAAAAUAAUCUUGAUGCGAUCGUUCUACCUUUCUUUGUUUCUUCCUAGUCAAAGGCCACGCAAAGAAAAUUAUUCUUGUAUUUUGCUGAUUCUUUUCUCUAUUAAAUCUAAAUAAUCAUAAAAUAGGCUUUGUUCCCAAACUAGAAGAAAUAAGGGAAAAUGGCCGCUGCUAGAUCUUGCUUUCGAAAUCUUUGGAGAGCAAGUAGGGAAGUAUUUGAAGGAGAUAGCGUAAUUCUUGAAGACGCUAAAACUCGCAUUCGAUCUGGAUUUCGUGAAAGUGCUGGGCUUGUCGGAGAUCAAGCGAAUAAGAAAGUCAACCUAGGAAACGAAAUUGCUUCUAUUUUACGAAAGAAUUUGGUUCAAGCUGUAAAAAGAGAUGAUGGCGUCUACUCGUUGAAGAUUCGUGAUUCUACUGAAAUUAAUGAAAACAAGCAUAGAACAAAAAAGCUCAAGUAUUGAAGUUUUCUUGAGACCUGAAGAUAGUAAAGCUUCGCAAUACAAAGUACUAUAUGAUAAUAGGCCGUUACUGUUAAGAAUGUUUGAAUUCUGUCAUAUGUACAUAUCGAUAAGUAUACCUAUAUAUGGAAAGGAAAUUCAAAGACUUUUUUUAUUGCUAAAAGGAAAAGACUAUUAACAUGAUUAAAUAUAUGACAAAUUAUGGAGUGUAGUAGAAUAUUCUGAGCGAAAGAAC
Schizosaccharomyces octosporus yFS286 is the source of this 765-nucleotide messenger RNA. RefSeq lists its product as uncharacterized. The record is from RefSeq and is a predicted model, not a curated record. The transcript is spliced from 2 exons. Gene Ontology annotation, biological process: mitochondrial respiratory chain complex III assembly. Bases 234 to 533 code for a protein of 99 amino acids. NCBI's taxonomy places the organism in Eukaryota, Fungi, Ascomycota, Schizosaccharomycetes, Schizosaccharomycetales, Schizosaccharomycetaceae.